GCAAUGGGUCUUCAAGUGGAGGUGGUAGAAGCAGAUUCCACAUUGGUGCUAGGAUGUUUAUCGAAAAGACAUCUCGUCUUUUGCAAUUACAGUUUAUUAUUCGAGAAUGUAAAGAUCUCGUACAUCCAGGUACUAUAAUUCUUGACACAGUAAGAGAAGGUAAUAGAGUAGCCGACAGUCUAGCGGAUUGGGCAUAA
This is a messenger RNA of Dovyalis caffra, 197 nucleotides long. The record is from the annotation of a GenBank genome assembly. Lineage: Eukaryota; Viridiplantae; Streptophyta; Magnoliopsida; Malpighiales; Salicaceae.